Molecule: messenger RNA, 2727 nt
Organism: Rhincodon typus (whale shark)
Lineage: Eukaryota; Metazoa; Chordata; Chondrichthyes; Orectolobiformes; Rhincodontidae
Product: anoctamin-7-like
Exons: 22
Coding region: 1-2727 (908 amino acids)
Biological process (GO): chloride transmembrane transport
Cellular component (GO): plasma membrane
Molecular function (GO): chloride channel activity; protein dimerization activity
Source: RefSeq, a predicted model, not a curated record
AUGGAAAGGGCAGAGGAGAGGCCUGACUAUGUGCUAGUGUACGAGAAGGAGGAGGAUGGGAAUGGCCAGCUUCACAUUGAGCAGAGAUUGGACUUUCUCAGGGAGGUGAAAAAGACUGGACUUCUCCUGGAUCCUGAUGUGACUGACACAGCAGGGACUGAGGGACGAGGAAGCACAGAGAUGGGAGACCAACAGAAGAGGCAGGAAGUCAAAACUCAGAUCAUUAAAAUCUAUGCACCGUUUGAGAUCCUUAGCCAUGCAGCGGAGAAAAUGAGAUUGAAGAUGCCGUUGGCGAAGUUAAGAAGAGACAGUGGGGAAAAUUUGGACGGUGGAUUAUUUCGGAAGAUCAAAGUCUUCAGAACGAUUGAUGACUUUCGAAGAAAAUGUGUGUCAAAUGUGCAAAAUUAUUUUGAGACAGACAACGAAGAAGACUAUUACUGUGCACCUUAUAGACAUGACAAACAAGAUCUGUUCAAAGGAAUUGACCAAAAGGCCACAUUUUUUCGUCCUGGCGUGAGAUCUCUAAUUGUUCAUCACAUUCUGAAUCAUAUCCAAACACCCAUUGAAAAACAAAACGAGAAAGGAGAACCUAAUCAAGGAACAGAAAUGUGUUUACUUUUGCAAAGUUCUAAAGAGAAAGGUGGAGAGAAAGAAGAUGGAGCCAAAGAAAGUGUUCCCACUUUACCAUACUUGUUAAUGAAGAAAGUAUUUACAUCAGCCUACAUACUGCAUGAAGGGCCCAAAACCAUAUGUGAAGAGAAAACACAGAGAAAUUGUGAUCUACAUAACAGUUGGAACGAUCUUCUUAAUCUAUGGGCUAGAACCUACAGAUUGCAGCCAUUGUGGAAGAUUAGGAACUACUUUGGAGAAAAAAUUGCAUUUUAUUUUGCUGUGAUGGAACAUCUUUUACUACAGUUAGUUGUACCUGCGUCCAUUGGUUUGGUUGUUUUCAUCUUUGGCCUUUAUCACAGUGCAUUAUGUUACAAUGCCCACAAAGACAUGAACUCAUUCUUAUUUGGAUAUAAUUGUAGCAUCAUCUGUUCAACUCCAAAUAUAGCCUCAGAAGUGGCAGAUAAGGCAUUGGAUCCAAUUAGAGGUAUCUGUGACAAUGUUGCUCAAAGGAGAAGGAAUAUUGAACACAUUCUGAAUAAGACUUGUACCACUGAAGCCCACGAUGAUUGCAUUUUUCAAGUCCCUUCAGAUGAUACUGUUGAAGUACUCAAGUCCUCCUUUGACAAUGCUGCUACACCAAUAUUUGGGCUUAUUAUCUGCAUUUGGGGUACGGUAUUUUUGGAAAGGUGGAAAAAGAAGAAUGCAGAACUAAUAUACGAGUGGGAUGUUGAAAAUUAUGAAAACGAUGAAAUAGUCAGGCCUCAAUUUUAUAGAACAGAACCAGAUAGAAUUGAAGCCUUUUGCCCAGGCUACAGACGACAACUGAAACUUGCACUUUCACUUUCAGUUGGGAUUGUAAUGGUGGGCUGUGUAUUCAUCAGUGUCUUGGCAGUGGUAAUCUAUAAAACCUGGGUUAGAUUUCGAGUGACGACAUCUAAUUCGCUUGAAAAUCUCUUCUUAACUACUAUUAUUAGCUCAUUAUUCAAUGCACUAUCCAUUUUAGCUCUGGGAAAGGGGUAUCAGAAACUUGCAGUUAUAAUGACUAACUGGGAAAACCACAGAACUCAGACUGAAUACAAUGACGCUCUGAUUAUCAAGUUAUUUGCCUUUGAGUUUGCCAACAAUUAUUCACCUCUCUUUUAUAUUGCAUUUCUCAGAACGAACAAUGAACAAUUUUUCACAUUAAUUGGUUUGCCUGGCUUGGAGGAUAAUUGUGGAGAACUGAACAAUUGCAUGACAGAACUUUGUUUUCAAGUUCUAAUGCUGAUGAUCACCCACCCACUUCCAAAGUUUCUGAAAGAUGUUAUUGUACCGUGGGGAAAUCAUCUGCUAAGCAGAUUCUGUGGUAAUGCAAACAAAAGAUCCCAUCAAAAAGAAUACAGUACAGUGGAUGACUGUAUUCUCAGGGACUAUAACAAACCUGACCUUGGAGACUUCACACUGGAGGAGUACACUGAAAAAGUCAUACAAUAUGGUCUCCAGAUGCUUUUUGCUGUCUCAUUCCCACUGGGACCGUUUAUUUUCUUCUUAACCAUACUUUUCGAUAUACGCUUGGAUGCUAAACGACUGUUAUUAAUAUACAAACGUCCCAUCGCUCUCAUGGCUCAAGAUAUUGGUCACUGGUUUACAAUAUUGGAUCUAAUAAAUAACGUAGCUGUGGUGACCAAUGGCUGCAUCAUUGCAUUCACUUCAGAAUAUGGGAGGGAGAAGCUGUUAUAUGAAAAACUCAUCAUCCUGAUUGUGUUUGAGGCUGUUGUUUGCGUGCUCUUUAGGAUAGUUCUCUCAAUUUUGGCACUGAUGUUAAUGAGGAGAAUCUUUGCAAGGUUAACUGAGCAGAGAUCACAAAAAGAAAUGGAAAAUGACGAAAAGGCAAGACAAUAUAGGAAGUGCAUUAUGGUUGGAUUGGGUGCUGAAUGUAAUUCAACAGUGAUUCAGGCCUGUGAAAUCCUUAAUAUUGGCACCAAAUGGCAGAGUCGGGGCUAUACUGAGUCCUAUGCUAUGCUGGAGAUCCUGAUCAAGAAGAUGCAGAGGAGGAGAGAUAUCUAUGCAGAGAACCAGGAAACCCUUCAGGCAAAUUCCUGGAAGGUGAUAGGACCAGUUAGCUGUGAUGAUUGA